GUUAUGAAGCCUUUCACAACCUGUAACUGGUUUUAAUUUGUUUAUUGUACAGGCGUGGGAGAAAUCCCAAUUACAGAAACCAACCGAUUUUUCUCACGGAUGAAUAUAAACAUUCCACCUCUUUUUUUCUUUCAAGUUAUUCUGAUAAAUAGGUAGAGUUUUUUUCUCUCAUCUUUCAUUAGGGAUGACAAUUGGGAAAUAUAUGAAAUACAAGAUAGGGGAUUGCUUGAACCAUAUACAGAAAUAAGAAGAAAAAAGCGCGUCACAGUGCAUUUUGCUUUUAUUCCCGUUUUGUCCGAGUUUAUUUGGGUCAAUAAAUACGCUUUUUUUUUUGUCCAUACAUUACUUACGUCUUCUUUCUUAUAUUUUUUUUUACAUAUAAAUCAAAUAAUGGCUUACCUCGCAAAAAGUUUCUCUGCUACUGCUCGUCCCUUGACUGCCAUGAGCAGAUCCAUGUUUCCAAAAGCUACUAUCAAUAGAGCUAUGGGUCCUUUGGCUUUAAGAUAUAUGACUACCGCCGCAACUCAAGUCGCCUGUCAUGACGUAGAGCCCACUUUUUUACAAUCCGUUGAAAAGUACUAUGAUCAUGCUGCCAGCCUGAGUGAUGUUCAAACUCACACACUUGCUCAUCUUCGUGCUGUUGAUAGUGUCCUCCGUGUCACUUUUCCUAUCGAAGUUGAAAACGGCAAAUAUGAAGUCAUCGAAGGUUAUCGUGCUCAGCAUUCUCGUCAUCGUUUGCCUGUAAAAGGUGGUAUUCGUUUCUCUGAGGAAGUUGACUUACAGGAAGUUGAAGCUCUGGCUUCGCUCAUGACGUAUAAAUGUGCAGUUGUUGAUGUUCCUUUUGGUGGUGCCAAGGGUGGUAUUAAAAUUGAUCCUAGUAAGUACACUGUUGCUCAAUUAGAAAGAAUUACUCGUCGUUAUACCAUGGAGUUGUGUCAGAAGAAGUUUAUUGGUCCUGGACUUGAUGUGCCUGCCCCUGAUGUUGGUACUGGACCCAGAGAAAUGGCGUGGAUUAUGGACACUUAUGCUCAAUUCAAUGUGGGAGAUGUUAAUGCCGCUGGUUGUGUUACCGGAAAACCAUUAUCCAUGGGAGGUGUUCGUGGUCGUAACGAAGCCACUGGUUUGGGCGUUUUUUAUGGUAUCCGUGAAUUCCUCAGCUAUCCCGAAGUUCAAAAGAAGACGGGACUUAGUGGCAACAUGGCGGACCGUACCGUGAUUGUACAAGGUUUCGGUAACGUUGGUUUCCACGCCGCCAAAUUUUUUGAGGAAAACGGUGCUAAAGUUGUAGGAGUGGGUGAAAGAGAUUGUGCUAUUUAUGACCCCAAGGGUUUAAAUGUGGAAGAGCUUCACAAGUAUUAUCGUGCCAAUCGUACUUUCCGUGGCUACUCUAACACCGCUCAAAUUUUGGAAGAAUCCACCAAGAUUCUUGAAGCAGAGUGUGAUAUCCUUGUACCUGCUGCUCUUGAACGUCAAAUCGGUAUGCGUAACGUAGCCAACAUUAAGGCCAAGAUUAUUGGUGAAGGAGCCAAUGGUCCUGUUACUCCUGAUGCCCAUGCUGCUUUAGAAGCCUCUGGUAAAGUUGUCAUUCCCGAUUUACUCUUGAACGCAGGCGGUGUCACAGUAUCUUACUUUGAAUGGCUCAAGAAUUUAUCCCAUGUUCGCUUUGGUCGUAUGAACAAGAAGUGGGAUGAACGUGCACGUUCUAAGGUAGUCGCACUUGUUGAGGAAAACGCAGGUCGAUCCUUGACAGAGGCAGAACGUAAAGCUAUUGUGCAUGGUGCUGAAGAAGCCGAUUUGGUUUACUCAGGUCUCGAAGAUACCAUGAUUCAAGCUUGUCAAGAAACCAGACAGACUGCUAAUCUUAAGCAAGUGGAUUUCAGAACCGCUGCCUAUGUCAACGCUAUCCAAAAGAUUGCUGCUGUUUAUGAAGGAUCUGGUAUGCUCUUCAUGCAUUAACUCAUUUUUUUAAAAAAAACUUUAAUUUUGUAUUACCUUAUCCCCACACCUUUUUUUUUUUCAAACAAAUACAACUUCUUCUACCUACGAUACUGUUCAUAAUUUGUAAAUUGGAUGUAU
Molecule: messenger RNA, 2076 nt
Organism: Mucor mucedo
Lineage: Eukaryota; Fungi; Mucoromycota; Mucoromycetes; Mucorales; Mucoraceae
Exons: 7
Coding region: 391-1956 (521 amino acids)
Biological process (GO): L-glutamate catabolic process
Cellular component (GO): mitochondrion
Molecular function (GO): L-glutamate dehydrogenase (NAD+) activity
Source: RefSeq, a predicted model, not a curated record